Psammomys obesus (fat sand rat) is the source of this 1748-nucleotide messenger RNA. It is a transcript of the gene Mtfp1, whose product is annotated as mitochondrial fission process 1. Gene Ontology annotation, biological process: mitochondrial fission. The transcript has 4 exons. Gene Ontology annotation, cellular component: mitochondrion. The coding region runs from base 593 to 1093 and encodes 166 amino acids. The record is from RefSeq and is a predicted model, not a curated record. Lineage: Eukaryota; Metazoa; Chordata; Mammalia; Rodentia; Muridae.
GAGGCGGUGGUGGCCCAAGCAGGAUUCGUCUCCAGGGACCUUUAACAUUGCCUCUCCGAUAUCCCAGAGGAUUCACACGGCUUUUCUCCGGAGGGACAGGGUUCGCCUUGUAAUAACGAAGUCCCCCAGCGUCCUCUGUUUUAUUCGUUCAUUUCCCCACGGUAAAAUCGGACCCAAUGCUAGUGCAAGAGCUUAAGGAAGCAAACCUCAAUCAACGGAACACGUGAUGACUGCUGUAACUAGUCCCUUGUGACCGUCUACGGUAGUGGAGGCUGGCAUGCCUCUCGUUUCCACACGAACCAAGGUUCAGAAAAACACACCUUUCCCAGAAAUCGCACACCUAAGAAGAUCCCAUCCUCCAGACUGGACCCCUGACUUGUUUAGCUACAAAAACUAAUCAAGCCGGGGAGAGUUGUGCAUUAACGACCCUGUCGGGCUUGGGCGUACAAGGCACUUUUCAGACACUCCCUGCAGCGGCGAUAGCCAGACCCGUCCUUCAGCUUCGGACUUUGGCGGGCCGGUGUUAGCUGAGUGGAGACGGAGGUGGCGGUGAGGCUCUGCCUUACGGUGAUUCCACAGUGCAGGGGGAGUCAUGCCGGAGCCGCAGCAGCAGGGCGCCGAGCGCGACCUUUACCGGGACUCGUGCGUGCGCUACCUCGGCUAUGCCAAUGAAGUGGGGGAGGCUUUCCGCUCCCUGGUGCCUGCCGCUGUGGUGUGGUUGAGCUAUGGCGUGUCCAGCUCCUACGUGCUGGCCGAUGCCAUAGACAAAGGCAAGAAGGCAGGAGAGGUGCCGGGUCCUGAAGCAGGCCGAAGCACCAGAGUGACCCUGGCUGUGGUCGACACCUUUGUGUGGCAGUCUCUGGCCUCCGUAGCCAUCCCAGGCUUCACCAUCAACCGCCUGUGCGCCGCCUCUCUGUAUCUCCUGGGUACCAUGACCCGCUGGCCCCUGCCUUUCCGCAAAUGGACCACCACCACACUUGGGCUGCUGGCCAUUCCCUUCAUCGUCCAUCCCAUUGACAGGUCGGUAGACUUCCUCCUGGACUCCAGUCUGCGCAAGCUGUACCCAUCGGUGGGGAAGCCCAGCUCCUCUUGACCCUGUCCUGUGCCUUGCCCGUGUUUGACCCACUCACAUCAAAGGAUGUGGAUGCAUGGCUGUUUGGGGUCCACAGCACUGGCAUCUGUGAGUUCAAACUGAUAGAAGCUUAGAGGCCAAGGCCUUGAGGAGUGGUGGCUACAGAGAGUGCCAGAGGAGGGACCCGACCCUGUCUGCAUCAGUGGCCAUGGUACUGAGUGGGAAAGGACACUGGCUGGGCCUGUCUUUUGAAAUCUUUUUUUUUUAAAGUAUUUAUUUUAUGUGUGUAAGUGUUUUACCUGUGUGUAUGAAUGUAUGUGCACACCCUUGGAGGUUAAAAGAGGUCGUUAGACCCCCUGAAACUGGAAUUAGGGAUAGUUGUGAGCCGCCAUGUGGUGCUGAGAACUGAAUCUGGUUCCUCUGCAAGAACAGCCAGUGCUCUAAGCACUCAAGUACCUGUCAGCCUCAGGGCCUAUCUUCUGAUGGAAAAGUUAUAUCCUCCCAUGGAGGAGAAGGAUAUUAAGGCCCAGAGGGGGCAAAGAACACUCCUAAGAUCACAAUACUCAGGACCGAGUCUCUGGCCAGCCCAUCCCUGCCACAGGAACUGCUGGGGUCUGGUUGGGAGGCAAGACAACCACAAACCAAAAUGCUAGGCCAAUAAACCCUUCAAAAGUGU